GUUUUUUUUUUUACUUUUUCACCCUUGAUACUUUUCGUUCCUUCUCAUACUACCCAUGACUCUUGCCUACGGGCUUUAUGAACCCCACCUGUGUUAUUUGAGCCGAUUAUACCUGGCAAACAUGAUAGCCAUCACUUCUCUUUUCUUUUUCUCCUGUCUUCCGCGAUUGAAUGGCAUGUUGUUGUCUCUCCUCGGCCGCUAGCCUUAACUCCCUUGGGGAUAUCCGUCUCUUUGCUUGAAAUUAUCUAUUCCAAGCCGCUUUCAUUGAUGUCCCGUGUCUCGGCCUUGUGGCUAUUACAAGAAUACCCAAAGUCCCAUUAAGCAUCAUAUGAGAACGUGGUCAUUGGGCACCAACAAACAACCAUCAACAUAGGGCUCGUUCCAAUGCUUCUGGUGUGAUUGCCGGGAUCCUCUGCAGUAUCAAAGGGUUUGAGGCAGCGAAUACUGACCCAAUAUCAUCUUACGGCACGGAUUCUAUUGGACAUCCGCUUGUUUUCAAGAUGUACUAUGUUCUCUACCUUGCGAGUCUCUGCCGACGUCGUCGCUGGCCAGAGCCGCUCUACGAAUCCCACGCAAGCACUACCGGGUACACCUGCAUCGUCCGCGUCAACAACCGCGAGUACCAGACGGAUGUUGUUUGCGAUUCCGAGACGCUUGCCCAGGAGAAUGCAGCCAUGCGUGCCUACCUUAUUUGCCGUAACUUUUCCGUGAAUGACGGCAAGUGCCCGGUAGGCCACGACAAUGGCGGAGUCGUCCAGGGGAUACCGGUGGCUAUUGGCACCGGAAGAAGGGUCCGCUAUGGAGACGAAAUCGAUAUGUCGACGAGUGAGGGGAGCAGAAGCGGCGGUAGUAGCCCUGAAAGCUAUGAGGGAGGACGAAUGGGCCUUGACCGACGAUCAAUUGGGCCAUCUCGGGCCCUUGCCUUCAGCAGUCGCAAUUUGUAGCUUAAAUCGACCACCUCCUUGUCAAAACUUCUAGCCAAUCACGAACAAGAAGAGACAGG
Molecule: messenger RNA, 1003 nt
Organism: Aspergillus ochraceoroseus IBT 24754
Lineage: Eukaryota; Fungi; Ascomycota; Eurotiomycetes; Eurotiales; Aspergillaceae
Exons: 2
Coding region: 501-944 (147 amino acids)
Source: RefSeq, a predicted model, not a curated record